Molecule: messenger RNA, 3784 nt
Organism: Linum tenue
Lineage: Eukaryota; Viridiplantae; Streptophyta; Magnoliopsida; Malpighiales; Linaceae
Source: the annotation of a GenBank genome assembly
CACCGACUUCGCUAAAACAAUUUCCCCGCCCUCUCGUACUGAUAAACCCUAUAAGCCACUUCCGUCACUUUUUGCUUCACCGUCCGUCGCCCAGCUCGCCUAAACCUUUCCCGCCGUCCCGUCGCCGGCUCGCCGUCCUCUAUCCUAUCUUCUCGUCGCCCCUUUCCCCUCACUCCCGUCGGGAAAAUAGUCGCCGCUGUGUCCAAAUCGCGAAGUCAAAGCAACGGCAAAAGCCCUCCUUCCCCGCAGUUCAACAUCCACCUCUCGACCAACAGAUCUGAAACAUGGAUGAUAAUCUAUACGACGAGUUCGGGAACUACAUUGGACCAGAAAUCGAGUCUGAUCACGAUAGUGACGAGGAAGAACAAGACGAUGACCUUUCGGACAAGGCUCAGGAGGACGAUGCUGCAUCCGAUGAUGAGGAGGGAGCUCAUGGGUCCAAUGGAUGGCUUACAGCAUCUGGUGAUGUUGAUAUGGAGAACCAGAUUGUUCUUGCUGAGGACAAGAAGUACUACCCUACAGCGGAAGAGGUUUAUGGUGAAGAUGUGGAAACUCUGGUGAUGGAUGAGGAUGAGCUUUCGCUGGAGCAACCGAUCAUUAAACCUGUUAGGAACAUCAAGUUUGAGGUUGGGGUUAAGGACUCGUCGACUUAUGUGUCUAGCCAGUUUCUUGUUGGUCUGAUGUCGAACCCAACGCUUGUUCGUAAUGUGGCUCUUGUGGGCCAUGUGCAUCAUGGAAAGACGCUUUUCAUGGAUAUGCUGGUUGAGCAGACCCAUCAUAUAUCGACUUUUGAUACGAAGAGCGAGAAGCAUAUGAGAUACACGGAUACGAGGGUUGACGAGCAAGAAAGGAGAAUAUCCAUCAAGGCUGUCCCGAUGUCGUUGGUUCUGGAGGAUAGCAAUUCUAAAUCUUACCUUUGCAACGUAAUGGACACUCCUGGUCAUGUCAACUUCUCUGAUGAGAUGACUGCUGCACUCAGGCUUGCUGAUGGUGUCGUGUUGGUUGUGGAUGCUGCUGAGGGAGUGAUGGUAAAUACAGAGAGAGCGAUACGUCAUGCGAUCCAGGACCGACUGCCAAUUGUAGUCGUCAUCAACAAGGUGGACAGGCUGAUAACAGAACUGAAGUUGCCUCCUAAGGAUGCUUACCACAAGUUAAGGCAUACCAUAGAGGUCAUCAACAACCAUAUCUCUGCUGUCUCUUCAACUGCAGGGAAGAGCACUGUUAUUGAUCCUACUGCUGGGAAUGUUUGCUUUGCUAGUGCUACUGCUGGAUGGUCAUUCACUUUGCAAUCAUUUGCUCGACUCUAUCUCAAACUCCAUGGUAUCCCAUUCGACACCAGUAAGUUUGCAGCUCGCCUAUGGGGGGAUAAGUACUAUCAUCCACAGUCAAGGACUUUCCAGAAGAUACCCCCUGAGGGUGGAGGAGAUAGAUCCUUCGUUCAGUUUAUACUGGAACCUCUCUACAAACUAUAUAGCCAAGUGGUUGGAGAACACAAGAAGAGUGUGGAAACUACUCUUGCAGAGCUUGGUGUAACUCUUCCCAAUGCUGCCUAUAGAUUGAAUGUUAGGCCCUUGUUGAGGUUGGCUUGUAGCAGGGUUUUUGGCUCAGCUUCAGGUUUCACUGAUAUGUUGGUUCAACACAUUCCCUCUGCUAAGGAUGCGGCCAGUCGGAAGGUUGAUCACACAUACACAGGGCCAAAAGACUCUAUGCUUUACAAGGCAAUGAAAGAAUGUGAUCCCUCAGGCCCCUUGAUGAUCAAUGUCACAAAAUUGUACCCCAAGCCUGAUUGCAGUUCCUUUGAUGCUUUUGGUAGAGUCUAUAGCGGUAAAAUUAUGACAGGGCAGUCUGUGAAAGUAUUGGGGGAAGGUUAUUCGCCAGAGGAUGAGGAAGAUAUGACAGUGAAAGAAGUUACAAAACUGUGGGUGUAUCAGGCACGGUAUAGAUUGCCUAUAAGCAUGGCUCCACCUGGCUCUUGGGUUCUUAUUGAAGGUGUAGAUGCAUCCAUCAUGAAAACAGCUACACUGUGCAAUGUUAAUUAUGAUGAUGAAGAUGUGUUCAUUUUCCGCCCACUACAGUUCAAUACUCUUCCUGUAGUGAAGACUGCUACUGAGCCUUUGAAUCCAAGUGAGUUGCCAAAAAUGGUGGAGGGUCUUAGGAAGAUCAGCAAAAGCUAUCCUCUUGCCAUAACUAAAGUUGAGGAGUCUGGGGAGCACACUAUUCUUGGCACAGGAGAAUUAUAUCUGGAUUCAAUUAUGAAAGAUCUUAGGGAGCUCUAUUCUGAAGUAGAAGUCAAGGUAGCAGAUCCUGUGGUGUCUUUCUGUGAAACUGUGGUAGAAUCUUCUUCAAUGAAGUGUUUUGCUGAAACACCCAACAAGAAAAACAAAAUUACAAUGAUUGCCGAGCCCUUGGAGAAAGGUCUUGCAGAAAACAUUGAAAACGGUGUUGUGAGCCUUGAUUGGAACAGGAAAGCUAUCGGUGAAUUUUUUAAGGGGUAUGAUUGGGAUGUGCUUGCUGCUCGAUCUAUCUGGGCAUUUGGUCCUGAUAAGCAGGGACCUAACAUUUUAUUAGAUGAUACUCUUCCUACUGAAGUUGACAAGGGAUUGCUUAGUGCUGUUAAGGAUUCUAUUGUUCAAGGGUUUCAGUGGGGUGCACGAGAAGGACCACUUUGUGAUGAGCCAAUCAGGAAUGUAAAAUUCAAAAUCGUUGAUGCGAGAAUUGCACCUGAACCGUUGCAUCGCGGGUCGGGUCAGAUUAUUCCCACAGCUAGGCGUGUGGCAUAUUCAUCGUUUCUUAUGGCAACUCCUAGGUUGAUGGAACCUGUGUAUUACUGCGAGAUCCAGACACCAGUUGACUGUCUAUCAGCAAUCUAUACCGUGUUGUCACGUAGACGUGGACAUGUAACAGCAGAUGUUCCUCAGCCUGGAACUCCCGCUUAUAUUGUUAAGGCGUUUUUACCGGUGAUAGAGUCAUUUGGGUUUGAGACGGACUUGAGGUACCACACUCAGGGACAAGCAUUCUGCCUGAGUGUGUUUGAUCAUUGGGCUAUAGUACCUGGGGAUCCGCUGGACAAGAGCAUAGUUCUAAGGCCACUUGAGCCCGCCCCAAUCCAGCAUCUUGCUCGUGAAUUCAUGGUCAAGACCAGACGUCGAAAGGGAAUGAGCGAAGAUGUGAGCAUCAACAAGUUCUUCGACGAGGCUAUGAUGGUAGAGCUGGCUCAGCAAGCUGCUGACAUUCACCAAAUGAUGUGAUCGAUGAUUGCUCCGGAACGAAAAAAGAAGAUGCAAAUCCCAGCCCUGUAGUUGCUUGCUGUCUUGUGUCGUAGCUUAGCUAGAGAUGGUAUCACAGUGUACCUAUCUAUCCAUCUUCGGUUCCUCUUUGUUGUAGUUAGCUGCUUCGAAACAUGAAGAGCAAAGUGAAGAGUAUCUGUCUCCUUCAACCACAGUAGGCUCACCAACAUGAGAUCAGAGUGUGUAUAAAUCUUGCCAACUGUAUUGCUCCUGCCUCCUAGUCCUCCUCUAGGUUUGAGAAGAGGAUGCUGAUUUUGGUAGUGUGUUAAUUCGACUCAGAUGCGAACAUUGUACUGUAGUAAGCGGAGAACGAAAUCAGAAAUGGAGACCAACACUAUGUAAGAAACUGAAUCCACGUCUCUUAAACCGUACUUCUAGUCUGUUUGGGUUGUGUGGUGUUAGCUCGAACAGCCCGUUGGUUAAAAUUGCGCGAAAUGUUCUAUCUAGUUUGAUUGUGUCUCGUAUUCUGAAUUGUUAUUAUCGAUGUCUCGUGGUUG